AAACCUACACUGUCCCGAGGACCGAGUUUGGGAAACCCUACAUUAGUCCUUGAUUGAUUGAAAACAAAUGUCUUAUUCUUCUACUUCUUAUUUACUGCCUCUAGCUAGCACAAUGCCUAAUUAUGUGUCACAAUUGGUUAAAAAAAAACUCAAGAAUAUGUAAUUAUGGCUACUGUAGCCUAUAUGUCACUUUACAUCCUACUGAGACAUAGAAUGUAAGUGUCCAUUGCAUGCAUAGAGUUAUGCUCUAUUAUCUGAGCGUCCCGUCAUGGAAUGCCUUCAGCCGAAAGAAAUAUAUUAAGCAUUAUUCCCAUUUCAGGACAUUUACCAACUUCUAUCCACAGACCAUACGCUUUCUGUUUUACAACUGAAUUAUUAGGUAACAGGGUCCAAUUGGAACAUCUGACCGUGGUCACAUGACACAGUUUACGUAAGAUUUCUUUUAUUUUUUUUACAACGAUAGUAUCAUUAAUGGUGUUCAAUGAUAUCGUCUCAAAAUAGUGAGUUGAGCAGGGGGAAAGGACCUCAGAAAAUAAGAUAAAUAGAGAUCGACCUGUUACUACUAAAAGGGAAGAUUAAUUUAGCGACUAAACCGCAAUCAUUAUGGGAACGGAUAGUACCGAUUGUAUGCUGCUUCUUGCGGCAGAAGCGUUUCAAUCUAAAAACUUCGGGCUCGCGGCGGACAUAUACGAAUGCCAACUGCUGCACCUCUGCGACCCUAGUACGCAGCAACAUCUCUUGGUGAAACGGGCCGAUGCCCUGGCAUUUGCUGGUAAACUGACCGAUGCUUUCGAGAUCUACCGAAAAGCCGCUGAAAUCGAGAGACUACGACCAGUCCACCUGGAUAAUCUGAUUGAAUAUCUCUCUAACAGUAUUAAAAGACAAGAUGGGACAGACAGUCAAAACAACAGACAGGAGACACACUCUGAUUGUGUUGGAUAUGAUGCAUUUACCUGCAAGAUAUGUUAUGGAUUUCUAUACGAGCCUGUUACCUUGCCUUGUGGACACUGCUUUUGCAAAAAGUGCCUGGACAGAGAAAAAAUGCCUGUCUGCUGCAAAGAAUGUAAUGACAGUAGGCACACCAAACUCAACGAUGUGGACACUUAUAGAGUUAAUGUUGUUCUUAGUAACUUGUUGUUAAAGUGGUUUCCAAUUCAAUUACUUGCUGUUAAUCUGAGACGUGAGGGGAAUGGACUAUAUUCAGAGAAAAUAAUGGAUGCUGCUUUGGAAAAAUACAACGAAGCAAUACAAAUAGCUCCAAGGGACCAUGUGCUGUACAGCAACCGAUCACAGAUCAAUUCCAGUCUGAGGAAUUACGAGGAUGCACUUCAUGAUGCAGAGAUGGCAUGCAAACUCAUGCCUCUUUGGUCAAAGGGACAUAUUAGAAAAGCACAAGCUUUAGUCUGUCUUGGGAAAUGUGAAGAAGCGUUAAGAGAGUACCUGGUCGUCAUUACAUUAGAUCCUGAAAGUAAACUGGCAAAAAGAAAGGCGCAAAAGAUUCUGAGCGAUCUUCUGGCCCCUGUCACUGAUCAAGUACACAACAGAAUCCUGGACUGCACAAGUCUACUGUCUUCCAGAAAUAAAAUCAAAGGUGGCAUCCUGAACACCUCAACCUCAAGCUGCAACACCACCACUUCCUCCAAGUCUUACAAGGAUUACAAGAAUAUUGCCUCUCAUGAGAAGUUGACAUCGUCACCUACGCUGAGUGAACCUAAGACAGACGGCUUAUUUGAGACGAUGGCAUGCGGCGAAAAGAAAGGAGAAGAUCAGGUGGACCUGAAUGUCUGCCAUCCCACCGUCAUUGACAGGAGCGUCUUUCUCAAACGCAAACGUAGCUCAUCCGAGGACAGCCAAGUGGAUAGUAGCGACACCUGCAAGCGCUCCAAAUCUGAAGUGACCCAGAAUGAAGAGGCGACUUCCUGGAGUGCAGUGCUUUCUGACCUCAUAGACCCGGCUGACCUGGAGUGUUCUCUUUGUAUGAGGCUCUUUUAUGAACCAGUCACCACUCCUUGCGGUCACACCUUUUGUCUGAAAUGCCUCGAGCGAUGCCUGGACCACAACCCCAAGUGUCCCCUCUGCAAGAUGGAGCUGGAAGAGUAUCUGGCAGAAAGUAAAUACAACAAGACUGUCUUGAUGGAGAACCUCAUCUGCAAGUAUCUGCCAAUCGAGCUCAUGGACAGGCAGAAAGUCAACGCAGAGGAGAUUGCAGAUUUAUCCAAUCUAAACAAGAACGUGCCUAUAUUUGUUUGCACCAUGGCCUUCCCCACCGUUCCAUGUCCUCUUCACAUCUUCGAGCCCUGCUACCGGCUGAUGAUCCGCAGGUGUAUGGAGAUGGGUACCAAGCAGUUUGGAAUGUGCCUCAGCGAUAACAUCAAAGGAUUUGCCGAUUACGGUAGCCUCCUGGAGAUCCGAAACGUGGAAUUCUUUGCAGAUGGCCGCUCCGUUGUGGACACCAUUGGGAUAAGACGGUUCAAGGUCAUUGAGCACCACCAGAGAGAUGGAUACAACACAGCAGACAUUGAAUACUUGGAAGACGUUAAGGUGGAGGUUGUGGCAGAGAAGGAGCUGCAGAGUCUCCAUGAUGCAGUAUACGACCAGGCCUUAAUCUGGGUCAACUCCCUGAAAGCAGAACAAAAGGAGAGGAUCGUAGAGCACUUUGGGCGCAUGCCAGAGAAAGACUCUGAGCCACAGGCCAGUCCCAAUGGGCCGUCCUGGUGCUGGUGGCUGCUGGCAGUCCUUCCCCUGGAGGGUCGAGCCCAGCUGCCCUUCCUGGCCCUGACGUCCCUGAAGGACCGACUCAGUGGUAUCCGCAGAGUACUCCUCUUCAUGUCCCGCAACCGCUCCUCUCGAUGACUCCAACCAUCUAUCUCCUCCAUGUGGGUGUCUGUUUUGUCUGUGUUUUGUUUUUAUCUGAAAGACCGCAUUUUAACGAAAGCCUUUGUGUGAAUGGGUUACUAUUGGCAAGUGGACUUUGAUUAGAUUACCGAAAUGUGAUCCAAGGAUUAGAAGAGGCUACUUAUGGACUGAAUAUUUUAAAGUGUGCUGUAAAGACCAUAGUAUUUUGACUUUGUUUUUGUUAUUAUUUAUGAACAUCGCGUGUGCAUGGAACAUGUUUACACCACUGGGAGAAAAUUACUAUUACAAUGAUGACUUAUUAUUUCCAAAGGGUUUAUUAACCACAAAUUACAUAUUGUAAAACCCAAAACCCCUUAGAAUGUGUAGAAAAUUAGAGGGGAAAAUUGCAAUACAGCACAGUACCUUGUUCUGAUGACACUUUAACUGUAUCAUUCAGAGGAUAAUGCAAUUUUCUUCCUGUUUUGGUGUAGAUGAGUGCAAUACACCUGCAGUUAAAAUGAGCCUACGCCUACUUACGAUGGAAUGUCUAUUGGUAUUUAUUUGAUCUACUUAGCACUGUAGUUGCAGCAACAGCAUAACUGAUAGUCACUGUUUUCCAUGCAUGGUGAGCAAAGAUGGGUUGUGAGCUUUGCCUUCAACAAAGGAACAAAGUUUUGUUGGAUGUUACAUAUUUCUUUGUCCACCAGACUUUUUUCAGAGUUUUCUACAGUUCUUUUUAUGUUACGAUGAUCACCUUUUUAUACAGACGAUAUUGAACCAGGAUGGUUAUGCUGUGAAAUCUUGGGGAAAUGUGUUAAUUAACAAACAUUAUAUUUUUUAUUGUAAGGGGCAAUUUUAAGUUAUUGCAUUUAUAUAGGGCUUUCUUGGCUCUGCUAUUAUUUGCACCAGUUAUGCUCAUAAAGUAGGGAUGACACAAGUGACAAACAAACUUAAAGUGAUUGCAAUAACGGUCAUCACUUGUGCUGCGUGAUUCCUGGCUAUUAUACAAAAAAAAGACAACGACGUGAAUGUGAAAAUGCAAAUAAUUGUAGACAAGGGAAAUAUAAACUUUUAGAGUGUAGAGAGUGCCGGAUUUAUCAGCCCUGCUGCUUUUACCACUUUCCAAUAUUCUCAGUUUGAUUUGAGAAGUUUUACGUUUGGUUGUCAUGUCCUAAGCCGAAGACACUCUGAAAUGAUUUUCCUAACCAUUCUAAAAACUCUUGAAGGAGUUGGAAGACUGCUUCAAGUCAUUUGAACCUCAUCGUCUUGUCUUUCAAGCUAUUGUCCGGUGGAAUCAUAAACUGUAGCAUCAAACACUGUGAUUUCUAAUCUUUUUCAACAUUUAGUGCCUUAAGUUGGAUUUCUUCCAUGAUGCCAGUACCAAGAAGAAUAAUUUAGACUAAGAUAGCAUUCCAGUGAGGAAGACUUGGCUGAAAAGUCCAAAUUAUUGAGCUGACUAUGUGGUCUUUUCUUUCGAGGACACAAACAGUAAAUAAAAAAAUUCCAGUCUUGGUAUGACAAGUCUUAAGGUUGUGGUUACAAAUCUUGGUAAAACUCAAAUCCUGGUUCAUUGUAUGACGAGUCCUGCAAUUGUGGUUACAAAUAUUGGUAAUAUAGCUCUUAUAUCUUAUCACAACUAAAUGAAAGUCUUCUCAAUGCAAGGACACAAUGUGAAUAUUUUCUAUUGACUUUUGUAUACAACAACAACAUUGAGACUUGGUUAAGGUUGAAUAAAUGUUUUUUGAAUAAAAGUUGAUUGUUUGGCAUGUCAAUUCAAGUAGCUUAUAUUUCCUCACCAAAACCUCAUACUUUUACAUGUAUAUUAGUUUGAUCUGGCGGUUGCAUGUUAGCCAAAUUGUCAUUCAUCUAUGUAUUUUACCCAUUUACAUCAGAAAAUGCCAAAACAAUAGAAAUUCAAAGGUAGUAUCUUCCUGACCUUUUUGAAUUCCACAUGGAGCUAGUGAUCUAAGUCCAUCUACCUCUGACACUCCUGUAGCUCUUCCACCACAGAACAUGCUAAUUGAUUCAUAUUGACAUGUCAUUUGUUUCUAUGGAGAUGACGUGACCAUGGAGUCUUACUUUGGUGGUUGUGUAACACUUGUAUAAUUGCCUCUUAACUGUAUGUGUUUACAAAAAUGAAUGUAUGUGGUUGGCAUCUUAUCCAAUGUUAUAUUUUUGUUUUUAUAGAAAUGUAGUCAUUGCAAUGUUAUACAAUGUACAAAAACCACAAUUCUAAAUAAAAAAAGGUUAUGCUCUUAAUUU
Messenger RNA from Salvelinus sp. IW2-2015, 5097 nucleotides. Its product is annotated as LON peptidase N-terminal domain and RING finger protein 3. The record is from RefSeq and is a predicted model, not a curated record. Gene Ontology annotation, biological process: protein ubiquitination. Gene Ontology annotation, molecular function: ubiquitin protein ligase activity; protein binding. NCBI's taxonomy places the organism in Eukaryota, Metazoa, Chordata, Actinopteri, Salmoniformes, Salmonidae.